AGCUGCCACAAGAUUGAAGUUUGGAUCUGGGCGGUGGCUGGGGCGGUAUGUGAUUCUCUCUUGCCUGCUUGGUGAAGAUGACUACCAACGACAGAAGCAUUGGGAACGACGAGCGGACGAUGGAACACGCAGCAGAGGUGUCUGCCAACCAGCAGCAGAGCAACAGCCACGUGGUGUGGGUGGAGGUAGACAACAGUGCAGCGUCCACAGACAACAAAACAGAGCCGGAGGCGCAGAAGGUAUCUCCUCCCGGCGGGGCGGGUGAAGGCAUGAAGACCUCUUCGCCGCAGCGUUCCCCGAGAGAUCCGUACUGGGACAACGCCAAGAUCUAUCUCGUCAUCAAUGUCUGCGUUGGCCAUUUCCUCGAGGUCAGAACGAUAAACAGCAAACACACGGGGUGGUGGCUUGCGUCACAAUGCGUCACUCUGUCCGCGGUUGGGUGGCUUGUGUUCUGUCUGUGUUGUGUGGCAGAUCUACAUGCCGCACGGGAAGUUUCCCAACGUCGUGGUGCGCAUCCUGUAUGUCUACGCGGCGGGCUACAUCAUGCCUUCCUUCUGUAUGAUUGUAAGGAGGAAGGAAGACAGAGAUCAGAAAGACAGAAUGGGGAUGCAGACAGACUGUGGUCGUGUUUAUGUAUGCGUCUGCAUAUCUCAGUCGGGCUACUUCAGCAAUCGCACGCCCAAAGACGAGUACACCACGUUCAAGCAGUCCAACAGCCUCCUGUAAGGAUGGAAGCGAAAAGAAAGACAGUCGGCCGCAUUGGUACAUGCAUCUGUCUGGCUUGGCCAUGUCUGUCUGUCAGUCGGGGGCUCUUCGUCCCGUAUGUCAUCUUUCAAGUGAUCUACUCGCUCAUGUAUCACUUCCUCUACGAGAAGCCCGACCAAAAGCUGCCGGCAUUCGGUCCGCAAGUGCAGAGCAACUACGUGUGGCAGCCGUUCAUCAGCCUGUGGUUCCUCAUGUCGCUUAUCACGUGGAGGUUGGUCGGCCCCCAUUACAUGAGGGUCGUCAAGUACCCUCUCAUCACCUCUAUCGUCAUCGGGCUGCUGGCAGGCUACUCCAAGUAGGCGAGACUAGCCAGAGAAGCGCGGAAAGCAGCUGCAAACAACACUUGCUCGUUGUCUGUGUGCUGGUCUUCAGUGCGACCCGGUUUCUGUCGCUGCAGCGGUCACUUGCGUACUUUCCCUUUUUCGUAUUCGGCUGGCUGAUGAAGGACAGCGAGCCCCUCUUCACGCACGUCAGACGGAAGUGCUACACCGAAAGUGGCAUCUUGCCCUCUAAGCAUGGCUUCAUGGCCAUCGGCUUCUGCGCGCUGAUGCUCGUGCCGAUGGUGUUUUACGGCCUCUACGCGCCUGGCUACUGGGACUGCCCGAUAUGGUGAGUGGAUGGGCUUUGGGGGAGGCCGUGUGCAGAUGUUUGGUGGGCCACGCUGAUCAGUGUAUCCUGCCCAUUGAUUCAGGUUUGGGGAUCCAUAUUGGAGUGAGAUUGGUGAGUGCAACUUCCCCCAGUGGUAUGCGUUCGUGGUGCGGCUGUUCUGGUACGCCUUCGACUUUCCCCUGUCCAUUGCCGUCCUGCUCGCCCUGCCGCCGUUCCGCAUCCCACACGUGAGCGACAAGUGGGGCCCGAGGACCAUGCUGCCCUACAUCGCCCACCCCCUGUUCAUCAUCGCCUUCCAGCAGGCCGGCUACUACCAGAUCGAGGGCCUCUCUGUGUCGGCCAUGGUGGCCAUAUCGUUCUUCUUGGGUGUGGCAGUGGCCAUCCUGCUGAUGACCGACUACCCCUUCGCAUUUUGGCUGCGAUAUGUGGUGGACCCGCCGUUUCUGUCGUGGUUUCUCUUGAAGAGAGACGAGAACGACACACACGCGGCGAGGCGGAAGGCACGGCGGACGGGGCGGCCAGCAGAGAGUGACGGGGCGUGAUGGACAUUCAGAGACAGAAAGGGCAGACAGGCACGUGUCUUUGGCAGCUUGAUUUGUCGCGCGACAGUUUUUGUUGUGUGUUUCUUUAUGUUGAGGGAGAGACGUAGUUAAUCAAUCCAUUUCGUAUUUGUGUGAAGUGUACAUAAAGACACCACGGGCAGGCAGGGCGUUUGUUGUUGGCGUGUGGGUGUUUGGAGCGACUGCUGUCCAUCAGCAGAAGUGUUUACUGGCUGGGUGGUACACACAUUAUGCAUUCACAGGCAGACGGGCACCCCAGCAGUGAGUCGGCCGGUCAGUCACCGCCCGACAGUCAACAAAGACCCGCGGGGGGGAGGGAGGUACACCACACACACAUAUACACAUACACACACACACACACACACUGGAGUGGAGGGAGGGAGGUACGCAUCAGGCUGCACCCAUGCCCUUCUCCCUCGCUCAUACGUCAUGCUGCCCGGGGACUUGCCUGUCUGUCUGUCUGUCUGUCUCUGCAUAUCUAUAUCUUUCUCUGCGUCUCUUUCUCUCUCUCUGCCUCUCCUUCUUCCUUCCUAGUUCCUAGUUACUGCUGUUUGUGUAGCUCUCACAUGUGAAUAAUACCUACCGCACAAACUGACUUGCACUGCCCGUCGUGUGUGCUGUCAUGGUCAUGUGGAUUGUGUGGCGACUUACCGCACUCUGUCUGUCUGUCUGUCUGUCGGUCUGUCUGUCUUUCUGUCGCGAUGACCCUGGUGUAGUCUGCCCGUCUCUCUGGGUGUUGGAUUGUUGCAGCCACUGUGCCUUUGCCCGUGAGUAAUGCAGCAGAGCAACGCCACCAAGCGAAUGUGUGGACCGG
Molecule: messenger RNA, 2748 nt
Organism: Vitrella brassicaformis
Lineage: Eukaryota; Vitrellaceae
Source: the annotation of a GenBank genome assembly